AUGACUGGGGCCUCAACUGAUGAUGAUUCGUGCACCAGGGCCGUUGGAAGAUGCGCUGUCCUCUACUAUGGCGUGGGACAUAUGCUGAAUGAUAUAACAUCUGCUUGUUGGUUUACAUAUCUCUUAGUUUUCAUGACCGAUAUCGGCCUAUCCCCAAGAGAUGCUGCCAUUGUCAUGCUCUCUGGUCAAAUUGCUGAUGGCUUCAUGACUGUAUUUUCGGGUGAACUGAUUGACAGGUAUGGGAGCUUCAAGCUAUGGCAUGCUGCGGGAUCUCUUUUGGUUGCAGCUUCAUUUUCUUCCGUCUUUGGUGGCUGCAUGCCUUGCAAAGUUAUAGGGUCCUAUUCAUCUAGUGCACAAACCAUCAGUUAUAGCGUCUUCGCUGCAAUUUUCAACAUUGGCUGGGCUGCUACUCAAAUUUCACACAUGUCUAUGGUGAACUGCAUCACCCUGAAUUCAACUAGCCGAGUAGUUAUGACCAGUUGCCGUAAUGCCAUCACAAUGGUUGCGAACCUUAGUCUUUAUGCUGUUGCUUUUGUGGUAUUCAAGUUCAAUACUAGGCGUUCGAUUAUUGAAGUUGAGUAUCAGUACCGCUGGAUAGCUUAUUCAUCAAUCUUCAUUGGUUGCUGCUUUGUCGGCAUCUUUUAUCUCGGAACUGCAGAGCCAAGAUUAAAAAGAGGAGCCGGUGAAAAAGGUUAUGCCAGAAUUUCUUGGACAUACUGGUUUCGUAAGUUGUUAUACCACCAAGUAGCACUCGUAUACGUGCUAACUAGACUUGUCACAAAUGUAUCACAGGCAUUUCUUGCUUUUUAUGUUGUCAAUGAGCUGAAUAUGGACCAAUCUUCCAAAGCUGUGGUGCCCGCUGUCAUCUAUGUAUGCAGCUUCGUCACAUCAAUCAUCCUACAGGAGAUGGCGUGGAGUAGUCAUAGGUUGAAGGUUGCCUAUUCCGCUGGGGGCCUUCUGUGGAUGAUUUCUGGUGUUGUCGUCCUCUUUUUGCCGAGCAGCAUGAAAUAUUUCAUGUACCUUAUAUCAGUAGUGAUUGGAGUGGCAAAUGCCUUGAUGAUGGUGUCCGGGAUGAGCAUGCAGAGCUUCCUAGUCGGUGGAGAUCUCAACGGAUGUGCCUUUGUAUACGGAUCAUUGAGCUUUUUGGACAAAAUAAUAUGUGGAAUAGCGUUAACCGUCCUUGAGUCAUAUCAAAGCUCAACCCCGGACGAAGUGCAUAAAGACAAUCCCAUAUUCGCUCUGUCUGCCACCAGAUACGGGUUGGGGCUUGUUCCAUCUGUCUCUGCACUGGCUGGUAUACUAGUGACACUUAGCAUGAAUCUUCCCGAGACGACCAUAACACCUCUACUAGCUCCUCUGCUGGAAUAG
This is a messenger RNA of Salvia splendens (bonfire salvia), 1368 nucleotides long. RefSeq names its product major facilitator superfamily domain-containing protein 12. The coding region runs from base 1 to 1368 and encodes 455 amino acids. Gene Ontology annotation, cellular component: plasma membrane. Gene Ontology annotation, molecular function: symporter activity. The record is from RefSeq and is a predicted model, not a curated record. Gene Ontology annotation, biological process: carbohydrate transport. Lineage: Eukaryota; Viridiplantae; Streptophyta; Magnoliopsida; Lamiales; Lamiaceae. The transcript is spliced from 12 exons.